Molecule: messenger RNA, 1837 nt
Organism: Dermatophagoides farinae (American house dust mite)
Lineage: Eukaryota; Metazoa; Arthropoda; Arachnida; Sarcoptiformes; Pyroglyphidae
Gene: CCT3
Product: chaperonin containing TCP1 subunit 3
Biological process (GO): protein folding
Molecular function (GO): ATP hydrolysis activity; ATP binding; ATP-dependent protein folding chaperone
Source: RefSeq, a predicted model, not a curated record
GUGUGUGUGUGUGUCGCCGCCUUUCUCACAAACAUAAUUUUUACCAUUGCACAUUUCAUUUCAUUAGAAAAAAAUCAUUGAAUCGAUUAUUGUCAUUAGAUUGUUUAUUUGUUUCUUUUUUUUACAAAUUUUCUAAGUAAUAAAUUCACAUCAUCAUGUAUGCACCACAGAUUCUUGUAUUGAAGGAUACCGUACAACGUGAAAGUGGCCGUAAAGUACAGCUGGAAAAUGUUAAAGCAGCCAAAGCUAUUGCCGAUGUUAUUCGUACUAGUUUGGGUCCACGUGCCAUGUUAAAAAUGUUGAUGAAUCCAAUGGGUUCGAUUGUGAUGACCAAUGAUGGUAAUGCUAUACUUCGUGAGAUUACUGUCAAACAUCCGGCGGCCAAAACAAUGAUCGAAAUUAGUCGUACACAAGAUGAAGAAGUUGGUGAUGGUACCACUUCGGUCAUCGUAUUGGCCGGUGAAUUUUUAGCUUUGGCUCAACCAUUCCUUGAGCAGAACAUACAUCCAACUGUUAUUGUUUCGGCCUAUCGUCAAGCAUUGGAUGAUGUUCUCGUUAUUUUAAAGGAAAAAAUUGCCAUUGCAAUUGAUGUGAAAAAUGAUGCCAAAGUAUUGGAAUUGAUUCAAAGUUGUAUUGGUACGAAAAUUCUUGGUAAACUUGGUGAUUUUGCUUGCAAACUUGCAUUGGAUGCCGUACGAACCGUAUUCGUUGAAAAGAAUGGUCGUAAAGAAAUUGAUGUGAAGAAAUAUGCACGAAUCGAAAAAAUACCUGGCGCUUCUAUCGAAGAAAGUUGUGUUCUAGAUGGUAUACUUUUGAAUAAAGAUGUACUUCAUCCGAACAUGCGACGAGAGAUUGAAAAUCCUCGAAUUCUAUUGUUGGAUUGUGGUCUUGAAUAUAAAAAAGGUGAAAGUCAAACAGAGAUUGAGAUUACCAAAGAAGAGGAUUUUGCCCGUUUAUUACAAAUCGAAGAAGAAUAUAUUAAAAAGAUUUGUGAUGAUAUUAUCCGUUUUAAACCGGAUUUAGUAAUCACAGAAAAAGGUGUAUCCGAUUUGGCAAUUCAUUACAUGACCAAAGCAAAUAUUACUGUAUUACGUCGUGUAAAAAAACAGGAUAACAAUCGAAUUGCACGAGCAACAGGAGCUACGGUCGUAUUUCGAACGGAAGAAAUUCGUGAAGAAGAUAUUGGUACCGGUUGUGGCCUAUUUGAAGUACGAAAAAUUGGUGAUGAAUAUUUUUCCUAUUUGAUCAAAUGUAAAGAUCCAAAAGCAUGUACCAUUUUGUUACGUGGUGCAAGUAAAGAUAUGCUCAAUGAAAUUGAACGUAAUCUUCAAGAUGCUAUGUAUGUUGCAAGAAAUAUUCUAUUGGAUUCAUACAUUUUGCCAGGCGGUGGUGCCGUUGAAAUGGCCGUUGGAAAAUUACUUAAUGAAAAAGCUAAAUCAAUCAAAAGCGUUCAUCAAUGGCCAUAUCGUGUUGUGGCUAAAGCAUUGGAAGUAAUACCACGAACAUUGAUUCAAAAUUGUGGUGGUGAUACAAUUCGUACGUUAACACAAUUACGUGCUAAACAUGCAAGUGGAGAUAAUAAAACCUGGGGUAUUGAUGGCGAAAAAGGUGUACUGGCCGAUAUGACACAAUUAGGUGUUUGGGAACCAUUGGUUGUUAAAGCACAAGCUUAUAAAACGGCUAUUGAGACGGCAAUUUUAUUGUUACGAAUCGAUGAUAUUGUAUCUGGUUCGAAAAAACGUGAAACAUUGGAAAAUGAAAAACGUGCCGAUCAACAGGCUGCUGCACCGACUGAAGAAUCAAUAAAAGAUGAAUAAUAAUAAAUUUUGAUCAAAAA